UCUAAAGUCGAGUCCCGAGUUUUGAAGCCAUCGUCGAGCUUGUCGAUUACCAAAUUUGCUACCCUGGUCUCAUUCAUCUCGUUAAAGAGCACAGAUUUCGAUCUCUGAGAGCGAAAGAAAGAGAGGGUGUUAGUGUUUGUGUGAGAUGGAUUUCGAGCUAAGGGCUGCCCGGGAUAAGUUGGAGAGAGAGCAAAGAGAGAGGAAAGAGAGGGCCAAGGCAAGGGCGGAGAGAGAGAGGAAGGCUAAAGAAGAGGCCGCUAGCCGCCGGGAGGCCGUUGAGGCCGCCCACCGUGCAAGAAGGAUCGAAGUUGAGAAUGCUCGUCUCAAGGAAGAACAACAAUUGGCGGAAGCCCUAGUUAUCGGUAAUGGAAUUGUGUUUUCACGAACACUUGAAGCUCUUCAGUAUAUUGGUUAUGGAGAUAAGAUAAAGUUACCGCCAUCAUGUUUUACUGAGUUAUCUGAUAAAGGAGCUUUGGAUAAGGGACCCAUGUAUUUUAAACUUUCAAGAAUUGAUAGGCAGGCUUCUGUAGAACCUAAUCUUUCUAAGGAACAAGAGCCUGGAACAACACAUUCUGGUGUUUUGGAAUUCACUGCAAUGGAAGGAUCUGUGGAGCUACCUCCACAUGUUUGGAAAAAUUUAUUCUCUGAUGAAAUUCCGGAGGUGCCUAUAAUUGAAGUGUGCUACGUAAGCUUGCCUAAAGGAUCUUAUGCUAAACUAAAACCAGAAAGUAUGGGUUUUUCUGAUAUUCCAAAUCAUAAGGCUGUGCUUGAAACUACUCUUCGGAAGCAUGCGACACUUUCUCAGGGAGAGGUUAUUAUUGUUAAUCAAGGGGAAUUGAACUAUAAGCUAAGAGUUCUUGAGCUAAAACCUGCAUCAAGUGUUUCUGUCCUAGAAACGGAUAUUGAAGUUGACAUUGAGGGACCUGAUUCUAUGUUGGAUGAGGUUGAGCAUCAACCUGUGCUUCUGCCACUUGCAUUUGGAAAGGCUGAAUCUGGAAGAGUCAAGGAAGGAAAGUUUACUUAUUAUAAAUUCUCCUUAGAUGAAAAUAUCCACGAGAAAGUUGCAUCUGGAUGCAUGAAUAUUGAGGUCAAACUCGAAGUUGAUGCAUCUGAUGGGGAUAUUGAUAUAUAUGUUUCUCGCCAUCCUUUGGUAUUUCCUACCCAACACCGUCAUGAGUGGUCAUCUAAUGAAAUGGGUUCAAAGACUUUGAUACUAAGUUCAAAGGAUGCACACAUGGUGGCAGAUACUUAUAGCAUUGGUGUCUUUGGCUUCAAGGGAUGGGCAAGAUAUAAGAUAUCUGUGUCUCUUAAAGAAAACAACAUCCCAAGAGUGAGCCGGACUGCCAGUGCUUCGUCUCAAGUAGAUGUUGACUCAGUAAAAUGUAGAAAUUGCAGGCACCACAUUUCUAGUCGCACCAUUUUACUUCAUGAGGCAUACUGCAUCAGGCACAAUGUUAUUUGUCAGCAUGAUGGCUGUGGUGUUGUUCUGAGGAAAGAAGAGGCUGCAGACCAUGUGCAUUGUGUAAAAUGUAGAAAAGCUUUCCAAAUUGGGGAGAUGGAAAAGCAUAUGAAGGUAUUUCAUGCGCCAACCGACUGCGCAUGUGGGGUGAUUCUAGAGAAGGAAGAAAUGGUCCAACACCAGUCUACAACCUGUCCAUUGCGCCUGAUUGCCUGUAGGUUCUGCGGCGACAUGGUCGAAGCAGGGAGCAUGCCAGUUGAUGCUCGUGACCGGCUCCGAGGACUCUCAGAACAUGAAAGCAUCUGUGGUUCGAGAACUGCUCCUUGCGAUUCAUGUGGCCGUGCCGUCAUGCUCAAGGAGAUGGACAUUCAUGUUAUUGCUGUGCACCAGAAAAGCUGAACAAAAUAUAAUUCCAGGUUUCUCCAUCCCUCUUUUGAAUCCUUAUUAUAAAUGCAAACCCUUGCAUGAAAACUUCUAAAAUAUGAUUGGUGGAAUUCAAAAGCUGCAGAGGAAGAAAAUAUUUAGGAUGUUAAGUUGUUGGAUUUGAAUUAUUUUCAUCUGUUUGUAGCUUUGUUUAUGUUUGGUUCAUUAUAUGGGAUUAUUGGCAUCUGAAAGCUGGGGUAUUUUCAACUUUUAUUUAUAAGAAUGGCGAAUGUCAUUAGAUUUGUUAAUGAAGAUAUAAGAGUUAUGAAUUUUCUUAUAAAUUUUGUAACCUUUGUCAUAGUAAAAAUUGCAAUGAUGAUAUCAGGA
Molecule: messenger RNA, 2209 nt
Organism: Dendrobium catenatum
Lineage: Eukaryota; Viridiplantae; Streptophyta; Magnoliopsida; Asparagales; Orchidaceae
Exons: 3
Coding region: 146-1858 (570 amino acids)
Cellular component (GO): VCP-NPL4-UFD1 AAA ATPase complex
Molecular function (GO): polyubiquitin modification-dependent protein binding
Source: RefSeq, a predicted model, not a curated record